AUGUCGCAGUCGCAACCACCUCAAGCACAAUCAUCGAUGUCGGGCGGCGGAGAGCAGCCAUUCAAGGAAACGAUCUUGCAGAUACUCAGCAAUCAGCAGGCGCUGAUGACACAGUUAUCGCAGCAGGUAUCGGCAAUCCAAGGGAACGUCCAGAAUGCAAAUCGCAAUGAACUGAUUUUGGACUCCCUAGCGACAAAUAUCACUGAAUUCGCCUAUGACCUUGAGAAAGGUUGUUCAUUCGAUGCCUGGUUUUCGCGUUAUGCUGACCUUUUUGAGAAGGACGCCGCUCAGCUUGCGGACGAUGCGAAGGUGCGGUUGUUAUUGAGAAAACUGAAUCCCUCAGCGCACGAACGGUACACGUCAUUCAUCCUCCCCAAACUGUCGAAGGAGUUUACGUUCGAGGAAACCGUCGCCAAAUUGAAGAUUAUCUUUGGCACACCUGUCUCUACGUUCCAUCGACGUUAUCAGUGCCUUCAGACGAUGAAGGACGAAGAUGAGGAUUUUAUCAGUUACUCGUGUAAAGUAAACAAGGCGUGUGUUGACUUCAAGCUCCAAGAACUGAAGGAAGAUCAGUUCAAAUGCCUUAUCUUCGUAUGUGGGCUGAAAUCAUCCAAGGAUUCGGACAUCCGAAUGCGCCUUCUAUCCAGAAUGAACGAGACCAGCGAUAUGACCCUCGAGAAGAUCGUCGAAGAGUGUAAGAGUCUCAUCAAUUUGAAGCGGGACACGGUGCUCAUUGGGGGAAAACCACCCUCGUCAACUGUGGUCGCCUCGAAUGCCGUUCGGACGCAGCCGAAUCGAAAGGAGAAACCGAACCGAGCGAAGGAUCAAGCACCGAAAACGCCAUGUUGGUCAUGUGGCGGCAUGCACUUUUCAAGCCAGUGCAACUUCAAGGAUCACAAGUGCCGGGAUUGCGGUAGGACGGGCCACAAAGAGGCUAUUGCAGCUGUUUUUCAUCCAAACCUCGGCCAAAGCCGGGAAAAGGAAAGCAAGGAAAUUGGAACAAGCAUUCAACGAAAAUUGUCGUCGUUAAAAAUGUCACGCGCAGCCGGAGAUACGUCGAGACAACCAUCAACGGUGUUCCGGUCAACCUCCAGCUAG
Molecule: messenger RNA, 1098 nt
Organism: Aedes albopictus (Asian tiger mosquito)
Lineage: Eukaryota; Metazoa; Arthropoda; Insecta; Diptera; Culicidae
Exons: 1
Coding region: 1-1098 (365 amino acids)
Source: RefSeq, a predicted model, not a curated record